Suricata suricatta (meerkat) is the source of this 3885-nucleotide messenger RNA. RefSeq names its product beta-1,3-N-acetylgalactosaminyltransferase 2 (gene B3GALNT2). The transcript is spliced from 12 exons. The record is from RefSeq and is a predicted model, not a curated record. Gene Ontology annotation, molecular function: hexosyltransferase activity. The annotation marks the transcript as partial. NCBI's taxonomy places the organism in Eukaryota, Metazoa, Chordata, Mammalia, Carnivora, Herpestidae. Gene Ontology annotation, cellular component: membrane.
CUGCGCUCCCCGCCGCCCGCCCGCGCCUCCGGGGCCGGCCCCGCAGAUCAACUGGCCUUAUUUCCUCCAUGGAAAUCUAGUCACUAUGAUGUCGUAGUUGGUGUGUUGUCAGCUCGCAAUAACCAUGAACUUCGGAAUGUGAUAAGAAGCACCUGGCUGAAGCAUCUAAUACAACAUCCAUCAUUAAGUCAACGUGUGCUUGUCAAGUUCAUAAUAGGUGCCCGUGGCUGCGAGGUGCCCGUGGAGGACAGGGAGGACCCUUACUCCUGCCGACUGCUCAACAUCACGAAUCCAGUUUUGAACCAGGAAAUCGAGGCAUUCAGUCUUUCUGAAGACGCCUCAUCAGGGAUUUCUGAGGACCAAGUUGUCAGCGUGAGCUUCCGAGUUCUCUACCCGAUCGUGAUUACCAGCCUCGGGGUGUUUUAUGAUGCCGGGGAUGUGGGCUUCCAGAGGAACAUCACUGUCAGGCUGUAUCAGGCAGAACAAGAGGAGGCCCUCUUUGUGGCCCGUUUCAGUCCUCCGAGCUGUGGUGUGCAGGUGAACAAGCUGUGGUACAAGCCUGUGGAGCAGUUCAUCUUGCCCGAGAGCUUUGAAGGUACGAUCGUGUGGGAGAGCCAAGACCUCCAGGGCCUCGUGUCAAGAAACCUCCACAAAGUGACCGUAAAUGAUGGCGGGGGCGUCCUCAGAGUCAUGACGGCCGGGGAGGGCGCCUUGCCGCAUGGAUUCAUGGAAGGUGUGGAGGGGGUUGCAGGCGGUUUCAUUUACACUAUUCAGGAAGGUGAUGCUCUCUUACAAAACCUUCAUUCUCGCCCUCGGAGACUUCUUGACCAUAUGAGUAAUCUCCACAAGGAAGAUGCCUUACUGAGGGAGGAAAGUAGUGUCUACAACGAUAUUGUUUUUGUGGAUGUUGUUGACACUUACCGAAACGUUCCUGCAAAAUUACUGAACUUCUACAGAUGGACUGUGGAAACAACCAGCUUUGAUUUGUUGCUAAAAACGGACGACGACUGUUACAUAGACUUGGAAGCUGUGUUUGACAGAAUUGCUCGCAAGCACCUGGACGGGCCUAACUUCUGGUGGGGAAAUUUCAGGCUGAACUGGGCGGUUGACCGAACCGGCAAGUGGCAGGAGCUGGAGUACCCCAGCCCCGCCUACCCGGCCUUUGCCUGCGGCUCGGGGUACGUGAUCUCCAGGGACAUCGUCCACUGGCUGGCCAGCAACUCGGGCAGACUGAAGACCUACCAGGGUGAAGACGUAAGCAUGGGCAUCUGGAUGGCCGCCAUAGGGCCUUCGCGGUACCAGGACGGGCUGUGGCUGUGUGAGAAAGCGUGCGAGCCGGGCAUGCUGUCCUCCCCGCAGUACUCCCCGCAGGAGCUGGCCCGGCUGUGGGGGCUGAAGGAGGCGUGUGGGGACCCCUGUCAGUGCGAAGCGGCUGGGCCCGGAGCGUGACCCAGCUGUGCGAGGGGGCGUCUGAGGAGCGCCUGCAGGCUGGCAACAGAUUCCGUGGGUCUUUCAGGAUGGCUCUAGGUUGGCACUUUUUACCUGUAACCAAUGUGACAUUUCUAAAAGUUUGCACAUUUCCUUUUUAAAAAUCAACUGAUACUGUAGCGUAAGAAAAACUUUAUUUCUGUAUUGGAAGAACACUUGAAAAAUACCAAGUUGUUUUAUAAAACAAAAGUUUCUAAAACCUAAUGUAUCAUUUCUAGUUUAUAAUUCAUUACUAUCACUUUUGGUUAAAAUUUGGCCUAGUUCAGAAAUCUUGGGUAGUGACAGAGAAUGUGGAUUUCAACCUGGAUUACAGAAUAGUUUUAUAAAGCAUAACGAGGAUAAUUAAGGGCCCAAAAGAACUCAUAGAAUGCUAUGUGGUCACUGAUUUCUGGAAAUGUCUGAAGUAGGCAACUUGAACUUGAAAAAGAACCAAAAGAAGUAUCAGUUCGGGACCUUGGUUUUAAAUUAGCCCACUCAAUGAGUGAACUUUAAGUUUUCUUUUGCCAUUUAACAUAAAUCCUGAAGGUCACAGUCUAGUAAUAUUAAAAAAAAAAAAAAAGCUAAAACGUUGUGGAUAUAAAUCAAAUACCUCUCAAGGCUUUAGUGACAGAGGGAAGGAUACUACUGAAUGAACCUUGCUUUCCUCCUGUCAUUGCCUGAUGGUCCCUACGAGACAUGAAUCCCCAGCGGAGGUGGUCGCACUUCUGUAGAAGAAGAGAGGCCAGUGUAGGUACAGCUGCAGGAAAGAGCAUGAAAGUCGUUCUUGCAAGUUCUCUACAAAACAGCACGACAGCGGAGAGAGAUCAUAGCAUGUGUGUCACACACAGAAGAGGUGCCUGAGUUUAAGGGAUAUUUUCCAAAAAGACCUUCCAAAUCACUUUGGUAAUCUUUUAAGCUAGUAGUAAUCAUAGAACUCCAUUAAAACUGGUCUUGUGCCGGACAUUAACCAUAUUCAGAUUUCAUUAGACUAGCUAGGUUCUAUUUAAUAUUUAAAUCUUCACAUAUUGAAAUGCAUAGUCGUGAACUAUAAACAUGAAAUCGGAAAAUCGUUAGCAGUAAUAAAGGCUUUGCACCUACUGUUACACACAUGCCCAGAAAUGGUCUCUUCCCAGUGAAAACCACCGCCUUUUCUCUACUUAGGGCAAGUUGUAAAGCCUCUCUGUUUGACGGAACUGUUCGGUAAGUCUUUCCUUCCCAGGGAGCCCAUCGUGAUGAACAGCAGAGUCUCUGAACUUGAUGAGUUGGCUGUUACCAUCGCACUAACAGGCAAUCUCCAUUUUCCACAGAAUAGAACUGUAAUGACUGCUGGUCAUUUUCUAGCUCAAUCUCUCUGCCAGGCAUCUAAAAACAAAACAAAGCGUUGUCUUAAUACAUCAGAGAAGUCUGUUUUCCAUUCAGAACCCAGCCGAGUCAGAGCCCCAGCUGAGUAACGCAUUUACCGUGGGGCUUAAGCUUGACUCCGUUUCGCUGGGCAACUUACUUUGGGACUUUCGUAGGACAACAGAAGUUCUGACACAGGAACUUUGAGAAGACGUGACAGCAGUCCCUUCACCUUCUGAACUGUCAUGGAGUCUGUCAAAGAAAAGACACACCCGCAGGUCCCUCGAAUGACUGUUCCGUGUAAAACUAGCUCACGUGACAGGCCCCCAGUCGCAGUGACUCCGUGUCCCUUUACCGGCAUAGAUCAUCAGGGAAAGAAAGGCCCACCUGCUUGGGGACAGCGAAAGCCAGGUCCACGCCCCUUACUGGACAUUCGGGAAGCUGUGGGACUCGGAGCCAGUGUUUGACCCAAGUGCCCUUUGCCAGUGGCUCUUCCUUACAGUCUCAGCGGUGUAUUUCUUCCCUACUCUGAGCAGCCACAGAUCCUGUUCUCGGCACAGAGUAGAUGUGAGUAAAAUCACCAACUUCUUAAACCUCUGCGAUUACUCACCUCCGGAUGGCUGAGGGGACUCCGGGGUGGGGCGUCCCGAGGACGCCGUCUGUCCCUUCGCCGCACUUUCCUCCUUGGGGGGCGAGGGAGGGCCGAGGGCCAGGCUCCCUUCGCGCACGCCCAGGCUGUGAGGAUUAGGAGAUGCACACGCGCUUGACAUGCGCGGGGAAAUGACUCUGAACAAAUGCUUUGGUUCAGAAAACGCUAUGAACUUUUCCAAAGAUGGGUGGUGGUAAAUAUUGGGUAUUUUGAUGAUGAGAAGUAGUUUCUCUGAAGCUUUAGCUGGAGGUACAGCAAUAGUAUGGUGUUCCUACAAAUAAUACAUGUAUUCAAACAAAUAUUUUUCUAUCAAAAAUGACUUUUGUAAAAGCUGUCUGUUUUUAUGCCACUUGUGAUAAUAAAUGUUAUCUUUAUUUUAGAAUAAAAACUGGCCCUACUUAUGUGUUGAAUAUAAACACCUGACAUAA